Molecule: messenger RNA, 3705 nt
Organism: Spinacia oleracea (spinach)
Lineage: Eukaryota; Viridiplantae; Streptophyta; Magnoliopsida; Caryophyllales; Amaranthaceae
Exons: 5
Coding region: 2557-3450 (297 amino acids)
Source: RefSeq, a predicted model, not a curated record
UCCAACAUCUCCCUGAUAAGUCGCUCGAUUUCAUCCUUUUGAACCUGUGGGUAACGGUAUGGCCUCACGCUAACCGGGUCACUCCCUUCUUUCAAGAGAAUGGCAUGUUCAUGAUCACGAGUGGGAGGCAGUCCCGUUGGCAGCUCGAACACCUUCCUAUACUCCACCAACACGUCACGCAGGAACGAGGGUUGUUCCUCUGUCUCGCUGCCCUUUUCUUCCAGUCGAUUAAAUUCAACUAAUAUCCCACCACCUUCCUUCUUGAGAACCUUAAUCAUGGCUUUGAGAGAGAUUUUCGAACGAGACAAAGAAGGGUCGCCUGUGAUGGUCACCGUGUUCUUUCCCAACUGAUAUUUCAUGACUUGGGUUCUCCAUUUGUCACCACUGGACCCAAUUUUUCUAGCCACUGAAUUCCAAGUAUAACAUCAGAGUUCCCCAAUUCUAACGGAAGAAAAUCCUCAAUUACCUUUCUCUGUUGAGCUUCAAUUUCACCUCCCUGCAAAUCCCUUUUCCCUUGAUGGCUUCCCCAUUCCCCAAAGAAACCCCGAAACUUGCUGAUUCUGUGAUCGGAAUUUUCAGCUCCUCCACGGCCCGUAGUGAAACAAAAUUGUGGGUUGCCCCCGGGUCAACCAUAACAACGACUUCCCUGCCUUCAAUCAGCCCGACUAAUUUGAGGGUCUUCGGGUUCGUGAGACCCACAAUGGAAUUGAUAGAGAGUACCGCAGGCACCUCCUCCUCGCUCGGAACCUCUAAUGACUGAAACUCACCCCCUACCUCCUCGCCGAACUCCUCGUCGCCGGUGUCCUCGUCAUCCACAAGUAACACACUCAUCUCUUUUUUUUUACAUUGAUGCCCUAUUCCCCAUCUUUCAUCACAUCGGAAGCAUAGACCCUUUGCCUUCUUAUCUUGCAAUUCCCGCUCUGUUAAUCGCUUCAUCUCGCCGCCAAUUCUGGAAGUUGUAGUGGUGGUUCUGGGUGAGAAAUUAUUUGCAGUGGAGUUGAUCCCUGGGAUCCUACUGACGUUGCUGGCUUGAAGGUGGAACUUUUGGUAAGUGGGUUAUAUUGGUUGGAUACUAAACCAUGUGUUUGGGCUCCUGUGUUGUUGGAAGUUGCUAUUGGGCUUUUACUAAAGUAUGAAAAUUGGCCAGACCGAUUUGCCCCCAACCCGUUUCUCCUUACCCGGUUACGUUCCUCGACCCUUGUAGCUACAACCAUUGCCUGAUCCAGAUCUUCCGGAUUCAAUACCCGAAUUUCAGAUUUAAUAUCAUCUUUAAGCCCAUUUAUAAAUUGACCCAGUAGAAUACUUUCAGGAAUGUCAUCAAGAGGAGACACUAGGUCAGUGAACCGCCUCACGUACUCGGCCACCGUGGUGGUCUGAGACGUCGCUAACCACUGUUCGUGCAAGGUUCCCGCAUUGGUGGGGCGAUAUUUAACCAAUACUCGAGCCUUCAAGUCAGCCCAAUCUCUCAUAGGUCGCCGCCGUGACUCGAAAGUGAACCACCGCAGAGCAUCACCCUCCAUUGAGACCACUGCCGCCUCCAUCUUUUCAUUUUCAGAAAGCUUGUAAAAAUCAAAGUAUUUCUCCCCGCGGAGUAUCCAUCCAUCUGGGUCGUUGCCUUCAAACAACGGCAUGUCGAGCUUCCUGUAUUUCCAAUGGCCGCCCCCUCCACCACCUCCAUCGUCAAAACCCCUUCUUCUGUGGAGGUAGUUCCCCGAAUACUCUUCCUCUUCGUGGCGAUUCUGUCUCGCCGGAGUUUGGUUGGCAUCAAAGUCCUUAUCUCUUCUUGGAACUGUUCUUGAUUCCUCUUUAAUAUGUCCAUCUGUUCAGACUGAUCUUGCCUAAAACGGUCAAUGCGUCCCUCCAAACGGAUGGUGGCUGCUUCCACCGCUUCUUGAUUUUUCUGUGUAUCCUCUGCACUCUUGGCUACAAAAUUCUCAGCAAGAGUCUUUUGGAAUGCUGCCAUACCCUCCGAUAAUAGUUGCUGCACUUUCUCUUCCAGGGUGUUCAUUCGUUGCCCCACUUCUGUGAGCCCUCCUUCUAAGGCCUCAAAUCUCAACGAAUUUGAAAGCACCAUGGCUGCUCUUCUCCCUCAGGUUCGUGGCUGCUCUGAUACCAAAUGUAAUACCCCCUGCUGCCCACAACAGAUAAACAAGGGAACACAGCAAAAUAGUGGAGAACAGGAAGAAUUAUAUUGAUGAAUUACUCAGGAAUUGAUUACAAAAGUAGUAGCUUGAGGCUACAAAUCUCCAAGUUGGUAGCUUUAGGCUACUAAUCUCUAUUCUCAAUACAAAGGACAAUCCCUUCUCUUUCCUCCCUUCCUCUAUUUAAUUGCUACCUAAAGCUACUGGUGCUUGUUGUGCCUUAUGAGCUAAUGCUAGCCCUUUCCUGUGGCGCCUGCUGUACACAAACAUAGUGAAGUUAGUGUGUGUUGAUAACCCAUUGUUUCUAAACUUUGAUAUCUCCACAAACAAGAAUUUCACGCUGACUGUGGACAUUGAUUACGUGCAAGGAAUUGAUCAUUCUUUCACUGUCAAAUGUGAUGGUGGUACAAAGGGGAUGUUUCAUUCUAAUCGUGGUGGUAGUUCCCUGAAGUCACUCGAUUUGGUAUGUGUUACUUUAAGCAGAGAACUACUUGAAUUUCUUCUAAACGAACUCACAGUUUUGGAGCAAUUGCGUGUGAGAAGUUCAGAUGAUUUAGUAAGUUUGAAGGUCACCGAGUCAUCAAAGUGUUUGAAGUACUUGGAUAUAUGUCACUGUCCUAAUAUGAAAGAACUCGAGGUUCAUGCUCCAAAUCUCUUGUCUUUGGCAUUUGCGUGGAACCAUAGAUUUGGAAAUGUUGUAUUUGGGAGUCUUCCGUCACUUGUUGAUGUGUUUUUCGGGGAGUACAAUCAGCGCUUGCUUUUGAGACUCAAGCAGAUUCGAAGCUUCUCUCUGCAACUUACCAAACUUUCACUUCAUACCGCCAUGGUGGUUCAUAAAGACCUAGUUAUUCCUAAAUUUGACAAUGUCAAGCAGUUGGAGUUUAGAGUUUCCCUUCGCGGACAUCAAAACCUUGUGGCAUUGAGAUGCUUUGUUGAGGCAUGUCCUCUGUUACAUGAACUCGCGCUAGAGAUCAAAUGGGAUUGUGGUUGUGCUAUGAAAUCGACUUGUGAUAGCGUAGCAGAGGCAAAUGAUUACGAUCUAACAGAAGAAAAUCGUUGCAGCCUUGAACAUCUGAGGAAAUUUGAAUUGGAUGGACCCUUUCGAUUUAGCAGUCAUGUUGAUUAUGAGUAUUCACUGGUACUAUACAUCAUCAAAAACGCCAUGAAACUUGAAAGUUUUAUAUGUAAUACUGGUUUUUCUGAGCUGAAAUUCCAUGAAAUAGCUGAUUCAUCUAAAGAGCAACAAAUAGAAGCAGCGCGACAACUAGCCAUGGUUAUUCCCUCCAGAGUCAAUGUAGAGAUUAUCUAAUCAUAGAAAUGCUGCUAAUUGAGAAGUUGGAAGUUUCACAAUCUUCCAGUAGAUCGAUCAAGUGCCAUUGUUGGAUCUAUUCCAACUUUUGAAAAUGUCAGGCACUUUGAGAUUAAAGUUAAUGAAGAAUAUCAUCAUAACCUUGUUCUAAUUACAUGCUUUGCUGAAGCAUGUCCACUAUUGCAUGAAUUCAAUUCAAGCUAGAGGUUUUACAUAUCUAGCUUUUAACCAAUAUAAUCUUGGUAGCUUAUCUUA